UAAAAAAGGUGAACAUACAUUCAACGGUUUAGAUUAAAUUUGUGUUUCGCUUAGUGUGACCCUUUUGACCGUUUUGUACGGACAUUAGGGUUAGGGUUCAUGGCGUCCCGGCUAUGGCGUCACGCCGCGAGGUGCGCUCUCUCCCCCCACCACCAGCGCCGCCUUUAUGGCCUCAUCCCCAUGGUGAUCGAGCACACCGCCCGCGGCGAGCGUGCCUACGACAUAUUCUCGCGCCUGCUCAAGGAGCGCAUCGUCUGCAUCCACGGCCCCAUCGCCGACGACACCGCCUCGCUCGUCGUCGCCCAGCUCCUCUACCUAGAGUCCGAGAAUCCGCUCAAGCCCAUCCACCUCUACAUCAAUUCCCCGGGCGGCGUCGUCACUGCCGGGCUCGCGAUCUACGACACGAUGCAGUACAUCCGGAGCCCGGUGAGCACGCUGUGCGUCGGCCAGGCGGCGUCCAUGGGAUCGCUCCUCCUCGCGGCGGGGGAGCCCGGCCAGCGCCGAUCGCUGCCCAAUGCGAGGGUGAUGGUGCACCAGCCAUCCGGGGGAGCCAGCGGCCAGGCCAGCGACAUCGCGAUCCAGGCGCGCGAGAUCCUCGACAUGAGAUCCCGGCUCAACAAGCUCUACGCCAAGCACACGGGGAGUAGCAUCGAGAAGAUCGACCAGAGCAUGGAGAGGGAUCACUUCAUGUCGCCCGAGGAGGCCAAGGAGUUUGGGCUCAUCGAUGAGGUGAUUGUCCAGCGGCCGGAGUCGCUGGUGGCGGACAGUGUGGGGGUGAAGGCGGCGGCGGAGGGUGGCGGCGCUGGUGGCGGCGCUGGUGGUGGUGGUGAGAAGGCGAGUGUCACUGCCACUUCUUCUUCUACCAAGUGAAGUGAGUGAGUGAGCUCUUUGAUUCUGGAUAGCUCCACACUCUCAGGGAUUGGAAUGGAAGAACUGGAAGAACUGGAUCAGGGAAAGAGAGUUUCUCCAGAAGUCUUGGAGGAUGCUCCAAUCCUCUCUCAAAACACAUUUUUUUGUGUAAGGGAAUGAUUAUGAUGGUUUGGUUCGCGAGAUCUCUGUCACUGGAGCUAGCAAUUUUUGUAUUUCAGCUUCUAGGUAAGUUACAAGCUCUUCAAGCAAACACUGGUGAGGUUAGUUCUUGGCAAUUUGUGAAGAAGAUUUCUAAGGAAGAGCUCCAUAUUUCUAAAUA
This is a messenger RNA of Selaginella moellendorffii, 1189 nucleotides long. Its product is annotated as ATP-dependent Clp protease proteolytic subunit. The record is from RefSeq and is a predicted model, not a curated record. Gene Ontology annotation, molecular function: ATP-dependent peptidase activity; ATPase binding; serine-type endopeptidase activity. The transcript has a single exon. The coding region runs from base 100 to 870 and encodes 256 amino acids. NCBI's taxonomy places the organism in Eukaryota, Viridiplantae, Streptophyta, Lycopodiopsida, Selaginellales, Selaginellaceae. Gene Ontology annotation, biological process: protein quality control for misfolded or incompletely synthesized proteins. Gene Ontology annotation, cellular component: endopeptidase Clp complex.